Biomphalaria glabrata is the source of this 1982-nucleotide messenger RNA. RefSeq lists its product as uncharacterized. Bases 667 to 1509 code for a protein of 280 amino acids. The record is from RefSeq and is a predicted model, not a curated record. The transcript is spliced from 4 exons. Lineage: Eukaryota; Metazoa; Mollusca; Gastropoda; Planorbidae.
CUCACUCCCACUCACUCUUUAUUGAAUACCCUUUUUUCCUCACUCACGUCGAUUCACAACUCAUUGUCACCUGUUGUCACUGAAAGCCCCCACCUGAACACUCCCGCCACACCUCAUUUCUGCCAGGCUAUGCGACAGUCUUUUUUUUUUUCAAGUUUACAAAAUUGUAUUUGUGUUUCGCGUUCCACGCUGCCCAGAUCUAGCGAUGUCUUUCUGGAUUAUGAUAGUUCUACUUUUAAAAGGUGUUUCUAUUUGGCAAGUCUAGCCAUAGUUUCGUUGAACUGUAGAUUAGUUAGUAAUUUGACACACUGAUUGAUGGUGGCUUGUUCUUAAUUACACUUUGGACUUAUACAGAUUGACGUCUAAUGCUAUGGAUUAAUAGGACGUAUACAGAUUGACGUCUAAUGUUAUGGAUUAAUAGGACGUCUACAGAUUGACGUCUAAUGCUAUGGAUUAAUAAUACAACAGCUUCAAUCAACUGACCUCAGCCAUUGACCAUUGAGAUACUGUGAGAGAACAAGUGACAGCUAUGCUCUAACCAGAACCCCCUUCCCCCACCCCCCAAAAAAAAAAAAAAAAAAAAAAAAAGAAAGAGAUUGUCAUCCAUGAGCCAGAUGACCACGCUGGAAAGGCAGCCAUGUUUAAACCUUAAUCACAGCUGCAGCAAUGUCUAAACUCAUGCUGACCCGAACGGGGACAACAGUUCUCAAAGCCAGGAGGCGAUACAGCAGAUACAGGCGCCCUCGGAGGCAGUCAGCGCCCACCGUUUUGCAGAGGACUCACUAUUACUGCAAUGGCUUCUCGCCAGGUCAGUCACCCACUGGAGUCUCCCACAUUCCAGACUUUGCUCGGAUGAGGGCUGACCUCUGGCGAGCUAGGUCUGACCCCAUUCAGUGCCGAUGCGACUCUUUGAAAGCCAACUCGGACUACCUUCGGGCUACCUCGGACAUGCUUCGACUCAAGUCCGAAGCCCUUCGUUCCAAGUCGGAGCAGAUAUGCAGGAAGCGUCGAAAAGACUCGGAAGACCCGAAGACUCUUUUACAACAGUCGGAAGAGCUGAGAACUAAAGCCGAUCAACUUCGGAGGGAGUCGGACGCAUUAAGGAUACAAAUAGAGCACCUCAGGCGAGAGUCGGAGACCGCAUUCGUGUUCCCUGAUUUUACAUCGAUCCGAAAUAAUAACCUGGUUCACCUUCGUUCAUCAAGUCCCUCCAACACGUUAUUAUUACCCGCCUCAAUACCGGAAGUGGAUAGUACGCAGGAGCCGGGAAUGUCCGCAAUCAAUAAUUCGUCCAGCCUCAGAAACGAUGCAACGAAUCACUCAGCCAGGUCGACCACAAACAACGGGUUCGCCUUCUCUCUCCAGACCCCCAGACUACAGCUCGAUGGCACCGACAACGGAAUGAGGAAGCCAGCGACAGUCUACACCAAGGUAAGUGCUGUAAUCAGCCUUUUUUUUUUUCAGUGUCGGCACAUCAUGGUUGAGGAAGGUGGUUGGGGUGGCGGGUGACUUUGAAAAUAACAUAAACCCUUUUCUUAUUCUUCUUACAUUAGAACGUCGUUUAUCCGGACGUCAAUUAUCCGGAGGUCAAAUAUCCGAGCUGCCUUUUUUUGUUUGUUUGUUUUACAGUACGGUAUCUAAGUGUUCUUGUAUGAUGUUCCACGUUGGUGCAGCUAAAGAUCAGCAAUUAUUUCUCUCAAUAUAGGUAGACUACUUCAUUAAACGCUGUUCCUAUCUGUUUGACGUAGGAUACGACUACAAUUUUAUGUUUACGUACAAUACCUCGAUAUAAAUUUUCUUUAUAGUUUUGGUGAAGCCGUUUAUAAUAUUCCUAAUUCGGUUAUCAGGACGAUCGACUAUCCGGACAGACCCCGUUCUCUAUCUGGAUAAGCGACGUUCUGCUUUAUUGUUUAUUAGUAAAUUCACAAUACUUCCACCAUCUACACACUGCAUCAUACAGUCUAUCCAUAUCUUACCCAUGU